This is a messenger RNA of Macadamia integrifolia, 1562 nucleotides long. RefSeq lists its product as uncharacterized. The record is from RefSeq and is a predicted model, not a curated record. The transcript is spliced from 3 exons. Lineage: Eukaryota; Viridiplantae; Streptophyta; Magnoliopsida; Proteales; Proteaceae. The coding region runs from base 243 to 1388 and encodes 381 amino acids.
CUAACAAUUCCUCCUAACCUGUUUGAGAGAGGAUCUGAAGAUUCACAAUCUUACAAUCACUUGACUACGAGAUCAGAACUUCCAUAUCAAAAGUUUUCAGGGACAAUCAGAAAUCUAUACAUAAGAGGAGAGAGAGAGGUUUGGUCGAAAUAUGAGGAUGCAGAUUCACACAGAGAGGAGAGCAUCAGAGAGAGAGGAGAAAGAAAACAUUUAGGGAUGACUUACUGUCAUCGUCACAGCCGAUGUCGGUUAAAAGGAGAGAGAAAUGUUUCAAUGAUUCACAUUAUGUGGUUAAAUCCACGGUUAUCUAUGAAGAACGUUUUAAAAACAUUGUUGUUUAUACGAACGUACCGCGGCUUUUUAACCUAUAUCAACUAAAUUCAAAAGAAAUGAAGGAAAUCUCGCUCUUUCACUGCAAGUGUCUUUUCGGCCAUGAACCGCACCCGCACCGGGACCGUAAAGCCUACUUCGAUGGAUUUCAAGAAGGGGAGAAACGGAGUCGGAGUGGAGUCCGACGCAAGGAGGUAUGGAUCUGCCUCGGACCUGGGUGGAUGAUAGUUGACGGUUACAACAGGGAGCUCCGGAGUUGGACCUCCUUUGGAGCGCAGAAACAAAUGAUCGAAGACAAGGAAGAAGGCGAGCGAAAAAUUGAGGAGGAGUUGGCGAUCGAUGUUGCUGAAGACAGAUCUGCUUCUGCGGAAGAAGGAUUUGCUGAGACGAACCUUGUUGAGGCUGAAAUCAGUCAUCAGAAGUUUGCGGGGGUUCAAUUUGCUCAUCCCAAGUUUGCGGAGGCUGAUUUCGCUCCUCCGAAGUUUGCUGAAUUUGCUCAGCCGAAGAUCGAUGGUGGCGAAAAAACUGAAACGAAGAAAAACAUCGGAUCUGCUUCUGCGGAAGAAGGAUUUGCUGAGACGAACCUUGUUGAGGCUGAAAUCAGUCAUCAGAAGUUUGCGGGGGUUCAAUUUGCUCAUCCCAAGUUUGCGGAGGCUGAUUUCGCUCCUCCGAAGUUUGCUGAAUUUGCUCAGCCGAAGAUCGAUGGUGGCGAAAAAACUGAAACGAAGAAAAACAUCGGAUCUGCUUCUGCGGAAGAAGGAUUUGCUGAGACGAACCUUGCUGAGGCUGAAAUCAGUCAUCAGAAGUUUGCGGGGGUUCAAUUUGCUCAUCCCAAGUUUGCGGAGGCUGAUUUUGCUCCUCUGAAGUUUGCUGAAUUUGCUCAGCCGAAGAUCGAUGGUGAAGGAACUGAUACGAAGGAAAACAUCGGCUCUGAUUUUGCGGAAGAACAAUUUGCUGAGCCGGCUGAACUUGCUCAUCAGAAGUUUGCGGGCAUUGAAUUUGCUCAUCCUAAGUUUGCACAGGCGGAGUCGGAGGAGAAGCCUGCUGUAAUUGAGUAAACUUUGGAAUCGGGUCGGGAGGAGAAACCUGGAGAACCAUUGGAUUAGAUUCAAUUUUUAGACAGAAACUUUGGAAUAGAUUCAAUUUUUCCACAGAACCUUUGGAAUAGAUUCAAAUUUCCAGUGUAAAUGAUACAUAUAUGAAAUGGAAUGCUUUCUUUUUUUGUUCUGUUA